Messenger RNA from Drosophila ficusphila, 1480 nucleotides. Its product is annotated as mitochondrial pyruvate carrier 2. Gene Ontology annotation, cellular component: mitochondrial inner membrane. Gene Ontology annotation, molecular function: pyruvate transmembrane transporter activity. The record is from RefSeq and is a predicted model, not a curated record. The transcript has 3 exons. Gene Ontology annotation, biological process: pyruvate import into mitochondria. NCBI's taxonomy places the organism in Eukaryota, Metazoa, Arthropoda, Insecta, Diptera, Drosophilidae. The coding region runs from base 691 to 1152 and encodes 153 amino acids.
UUCACUGAUACAGUCAUCCUAAAGAGUAGCGUUUUUCCUAAUGUUUUUGUUAACAGAACAAUAGUUUUCGUUAUUAAUCUGCCUAUAAAAGCCAUCAAGAAAUUCCUACAUCAUUCAUUUAAUAGUCACCAGAUGCGUGACAUGUUGCUCAUCACUACAAUCGCGUGACUCCUUAAAAAAGUACAAAUCGUACUAUUUAUAGAUGUGUGCACUUGUAUAAGUAGCGCUGCAUUUAAUUCACAUACUUUUUGCUUCCGUCAACAUUGAGCAGCGGAAAUUGGCACACUCUUUUCAAGGUCAAGGACGUUUUGCGGCAGCUAAUGAACUUCCUAUUGGGGGAAAAACCUGUUCCUAUAAAUUAUACAUAUAUGUAGCCAAGUGUUUCAAAGUUUAUUCGACUUUAAAAUUUUUUUAGAAAGUCAUGAGCGGAUGGCAUCUACAUAUUUACAUAUGUAUGUAUUUUUUAAACGUGUCAGAUUAAACACGUUAGUAAAUAACCCUCUCAGCUGUUUGACUUUGAGGUUGUGUGGGUGAGCCCUCUCUCACUCUCAUUGGGGCUCUCACCAAACUUUGGGGCUCUUCUUGUUUAGCGUUCCAUAGGAUUUUAUUUUGCGAUUGCCAGCGAACGAGCUCGGACGCUUCAAUUAUCGUCGCCUUGCCCGUGGAAUAUUUUUUCGCACAAACAACAUAAUGUCAUCCGCCGCAGUUCAGCCACCCCCACCAGUUCCCCCUCCACCACCAGCGGCUGCCGCCGCCGCCGGAAAGGGUAUUCAUACCAAAUUGUACAAUGGCAUGAUUAGUGUAGCUGACAAAUUUGUGCCCGCCAAAUUGCGCCCACUGUGGAUGCAUCCAGCUGGUCCCAAAACUGUUUUCUUCUGGGCCCCCGUCUUCAAAUGGGGUCUUGUUGCAGCCGGUCUUAGCGAUUUGGCCCGUCCGGCCGACACAAUAUCCGUGUCUGGAUGCGCCGCCCUGGCCGCCACUGGCAUCAUCUGGUCGCGCUACUCGCUGGUGAUCAUACCCAAGAACUACAGCCUGUUUGCCGUGAAUCUCUUCGUGGGCAUCACGCAGGUGGUGCAGCUGGCCCGGGCCUACAACUACCAACAGAGUCAGGAGAAGCUGCAGAAACAGGAGACGCCGGCGGCGCAGAACUAGAGACAUAUCGAUUCGAAUACCGGUGCUGUCCCCUCUAUAUAUAGACUUAGAUCGAAGUGUUAUGUACAUGCAUACAAAUCCCACAACGCACAACGUAAUCGAAAGGAUUUAGGAGGUGCUGUGUUCGCAGAUCGGGCAUCUGCGUCUGUUAACCAUUAUUAUUUAUGGUCUAUCGCCUUAUCGACGUGAUUCGUAUUACUUAAGUCGUAACUGUGGAGGCUUUGUGUAUAGUUUUAUGAUUACGAAAGUUACUGGACUUUUUGGGAAUGUCAACAAAUAUAUUGAUAAUAAUAUAUUGGUUAUUGUAAGACUGUAAGAAAUAGUAAAA